This is a messenger RNA of Soboliphyme baturini, 609 nucleotides long. The record is from the annotation of a GenBank genome assembly. Lineage: Eukaryota; Metazoa; Nematoda; Enoplea; Dioctophymatida; Soboliphymatidae.
CUUUAGCUCCAUGGCUGAGCUGUUGUUAGACCCGGCCAUCAGAACAUGGGUGUUUCUCCCAAUCGUGCUGAUCACGUUCCUUAUCGGUAUGGUCCGACAUUAUGUGGCAAUGCUAUUCGCCACCAAGAAGGAAGUAGAACUGCAACAAGUGCAAGACAGUCACGUCCUCAUACGAAGUCGACUUUUGCGUGAAAAUGGAAAGUUCAUUCCGAAACACUCGUUCAACAUGCGCAAACAGUACUUCAACGACGAAGACUCAGGCUAUUUCAAGACAGCACAACAACGUCAGACGGUUAUGCUGAACAUGAUGACAGAUCCCUCGAUGAUGACAGACAUGUUAAAAGGCAACGUCCUCAAUGUAAUACCGAUGUUAGUGAUCGGUGGCUGGAUUAACUGGACGUUUUCUGGCUUUGUUACAACAAAAGUGCCAUUUCCACUGACUCUUCGUUUCAAACGAAUGCUGCAGCAUGGAAUCGAACUAGCUUCCCUGGACGCUUCAUGGGUGAGCUCAGCUUCUUGGUAUUUCCUCAACGUAUUUGGCCUGCGUUCGAUAUACACCUUAGUUUUGGGAGAAGAGAAUGGUAAGAGAAUAACUUUGAUAAUUUAAAA